GAGGCAUCCCACCAUGGUCGCAAGUAAGUUCCCAGACUUGGCCAAGAUGAAGGUCAUGGGAGCAGAUGACCUGGAUGCAGAGACAUUGAAACGGCUGAAACGAGAGGCUGCCAUCCGCUCGAAAGAGCAGGACUUCGAACGCCGGAAGAAGGCCGAAGAAAGGAAGAAACGGGAACAGCUUCAGGCGCUACGGGAAGAGUAUGAAAGCAAGCAGACGAAGCGGGAGCAAGAAAGGCUAAGCCUGCUACAGAAGCAAACUGAGCUGCGAGCCAGAAAGAAGGCGGAGAAUGACCGCUUGAACCAGCUCAGAGAGAAGAACAUCUUGAAGAGACAUCAGGCUUGGCGCAAGCGCGCGGACGCCGAGAUCUCGCACAUCAUCGAGGACCAGGUGGCGGAGGAGGAGCGCUUGGAGGAGGCCAUCGCAGCUGCACGGCAGAGAAAGUUCGAUAGGGCCGAGGCCAUCCGCCAAGAGAAAAUGGACAAGCAGACGCGCCAAGAAGAGUUGGACAUGGCGCGGCAGAGGCAUUGCAGCAUGGAAGACCAGAAAAUCCAGGAUGCCAUGCUAGCAGAGAUCGCCAAGAUGCAAGGCCAGGAAGGUUUUGAUUAUGUGGUCAUAUGCUGCUCGGACCAGAGCGCAGAAGACUUCUGGCAGGCAAGGCUGACUCAGACCAUUCGGCAAGUCACCGGAUCCAGCAGCACAGUUAUUUGUGUUCACGAGGACUGGAACGGCGGGGCCGGCAACGGCCUGGGCACCCUCUAUGCGUUCGUCAAGGCUUGCUCGAAGGGCAAGGAGAUGGGCUUCGACUUGGCCCAUGCAAUGCAUGCGGGCAAGUCUGUGGCCAUUUACCACACCGCCGGGAAGGGAACACGUUUGGCUCCCCUGCCUGGUGCGGAGAACAACAACAAACCAGGUGUGAAGCUGCCUGGUCUCCUGUCAGUGGGUGGCAGAUUCGAGCCCAUUACAGUUCUGGAAAGCGUGCUGCGCCAGACGAGCAGUUACGGAGCAGUUCGGGGUGGUAUUCUGGGGCGACCAGAUCUUUGUGCCUUCCUGUGGUAUGGCCUGAUUGCAGUCGAUUCCAAAGGUGAUGCGAUGCAAUUGGAGAAGGUCACCUACGAUGUUGCUGUGCAGUACCUACCCAAAGAUGUCUCAGCCGCUUUGAUGGAUGCUCUUUUGGCAGAAUUCGCCUCAGAGCUCAAUGACAAGAAAGCUUGCCUGGACUCCGAUCCACAUUUCUGGAUGCCUCUCACCCUCAAGAAGGCCGACUACAUUGCUGUGAUGAGCAAGAAGGGCACGACAGCCGACGAAGCCGGAAAGCACUACGAUCGUAUGGCGGAGUUCAAGAGCAGCUUCAAGAAGACAGGUGGCAUUCUGGGCUGUGUGGACGUGGGGCAACAAGCCUACUGGUGGGACUAUGGUCGAUUAGAGCUGUAUAUGAGAAACAACUUUCUCAUCACCGAAGCCAACGCCAGCGCGCACGCUUUGCGGACCUUCCUGCGAUUGCAGCAGCCGAGUCUCGAGAGCGACCUGGGUUUGCGACAGCAAUGGAACACGCUCGAUGGUGUCACUGUAGACUCCACAUCUGUCGUGCUGAACUGCCGAAUCGGGGCCGGCAAGAUCGGGCCAGGCUGCGUGUUAGUCAAUGUCGUGGCUCCCACCAUAGACGUUGAGAACUGCAUUCUGGUGAAGGUCUCGUCGUCGCGUCCCAUUUCUGGAAAGGGCGGCUUGCUGUACAACGUGGUCGAAGAUGGCAAGGGCGACACAUUGCCUUGUGACCGAGUCCGAGCCGAUGUCUUCAUGCCAGACGGCAUCCACCACAAGAUCUACUCGACGCCAAGCACCGAUGGCGGAAAGGUCUGGAAAGAGAGAGUUCAAGGAAACAAUUUUAGUUUCGAGGGCAUUUACAAGGCCAACCAGCCUCUGGACGUGUCGAAGUGCACAGAAGCUGCAAACUCCUCGCACGAUGCCGUAGGCAACAAGGUGAUGCCUGUGUCUGCACUGAGCAACAUCUUCAUGUCCAUGUACAGCUGCUGUGCUAUGCGGUCUCGAUUCGUGCAGCAGCUUUCCACAUGCUUUCGGCAAUCCCGAUCGGAUGCCAAGCUAAGCAUCCAUUGUGCAGAAGCCGACCUUGAAAGAAGCAAGCGGCGCGACCUCAAGGCUAUCAACCGUGUCGAUGCUCUGAAGAUGGAAGCGCGUGACGAAUUGGAGUCCUUCAUCCAGAAUCCGUAUCCCGUGCCGCUGAAGCAGGUCCUAGCCGGGCGUUUGCGUCCAGUGCCAACCGUGUCCGAGCUGCUGGCAGCCUAUAAGGACCAGCGGGAAGAGCUCGAGUUCCUGGAAAAGGAAGACAUCCCAAUGCGGGCGCAGCUGUGCAAUCAGAGCAUCUUUCAGUACGUCCGCGACAUUCAGCUCAAAGCAGAGGCGGAGCGGAUGCGGCCCCCGGAGCCGGUGGCCGGCGAUCUGUUGCGGACGGUUGGCAAGAAGAAGCAAGCGCCCACCUCGCCGGUCAACCGGCGAACCAAGCGUGUGCUGGAGCAGCGCCGGCAGCAGCGCCGCGUCGCGCUGCCCUUUCUAACCAGAUGGCGCUGGCAGCGGGGAGAAGUCGGACUCUUCCAAAGCGAGCUGCCCGAGGUCGAGGCUGGCCAAAUGCCAGCACCCAGGGAUCGAGAGCGGCCUGCAGCUGCGGAAGUUCGGGAGUCGGCCUCGGGCGCGUCGCUUGCCAGCGGCGGGACUUCGCCCACAAAUCCAGGCCAGCGAUCCUCGUCGUCGUCGAUGCCAAUCUCAACACUGCCCGGCGUUUCCUUCCGCCUUGAGGAUGUUGGGUUCGAGCUGCCCGAUGGGAAGAAGCUCCUGAAGGAGAUCGACUUUACCAUUGAUGCGGGGCGGAGGGUGGCUGUGAUGGGACCCUCUGGCAGUGGCAAGACGACCUUGCUCGGAGUUCUCAGUGGCCGUGCUUCCUACGGCCGUGUCUCGGGCAAGUUGACGGUCGGUGGCAGGCCUGCUGACGACCUCAGGUUUCUGCAGAACGUCACCGGCUUUGUGCCGCAGGAUGAUGUCCUUCACGGAGAGCUCACGGUUGCGGAGAACCUGCGGUUCCAGGCCUCCUUGAGGCUUCCAGCUGGACGUACACGCGAGGAGGUGGAUGCAUGCGUAACAGCUGUUGCAAAGGAUCUCAAUCUCAGCAGCCUGUUAAAUGCACGGGUGGGGACGCCUGAAAGACGUGGAGUGUCCGGUGGGCAGAGGAAGCGAGUCUCCAUUGGCAUGGAGUUGGUGGCCCAGCCCUUGCUCCUCUUCGCGGACGAGCCGACCAGCGGGCUUGACAGCACCACAAGCCAUGAGGUUGUUCGAUGCCUGAACGGUGCAGCUGCAAGGCUGAAUUCCACAGUCGUCGCCGUAAUUCAUCAGCCGCGCUACGAGACCCUGCGGCUUUUUGACGACCUGGUUCUGCUGGCCUACGGCGGUUGCUUGGUCUAUGCUGGCCCCACGGAGGACGCUGUGGAGCACUUCAAGACCCGUUUGCAUGUGACCUUCUCCAACAACACCAAUCCUGCUGACAUUCUGUUGGAUGCCAUUCAGCCACCCAUCAAUGAACCUGAGGUUUGCGCAAGUGCAUGGAAAUCCUGCGCGGCUUUGCAGGACAAGGUGGAGCAGAUGGUAUUGCCGGCCAGCAUCUUCCGUCGCACUCGCCAGCCUUUCUUCCGCGCCGUCUUGAUAUACAUGGAUCGCUCGAUGCUGCAAACAAUCAGGGCGUACGUCUCCCUGGCCAUUAACUACAGCCUGUGCUGCGUGGCUGUGCUGCUACUUUGCAUGAUCCUCACCUACAACCGACUGGACCAGUUCCUGAUGCAGUCAGCCCUGGCCGCGCUGUUCCUGAUGCUGCUUCAGGGUGUUGCGGCGCAACAGGUCUUCGGCGCCGAUUUACUCACCACCUGGCGAGAAGCAAGAGUCGGGAUGCCGAUGGUUGCUUACUUCGUGGCCAAGGAUUUAACAGCUUGCAUCGAGGUCACGUUGUCGUCAGCAGUCUUUGCUGCAGCCUAUGGCUAUGCGAGUGGCAGCCAGGUAUCCUUGCGCCAGCUCUUUGCAGGGUCUUGGGCCUUUGUCUUCGCGAUCUUUGGCCUCAACUACAUCUUCAGCAUCAUCCUGUCACCAGGCGCAGCGCAGAUGAGUGCAGUCGUUACAUCGUUCCUUUCCUUCUGCACAGCCGGCGUCUACCAGCCACAGCUGAAUGAGAUGGCCAGCAUGUUUGAAGGACGAGGCUGGAUGGUGCCAGCAUUGAGUCCAGUUCGGUGGCUUUGGGGAUACUUGCUCACAGCCGAGGUGCCAAACUUGACACCGCUGACACUCGAAGGAUCGGCAGGCACCUUGCGUGGCAAGGGCUACGACGUGGAAUACCUGCACGACUGCAAAAAUUCCAUGGUGGGCAUUCAGGACCAGGCUGUCAGAACUCUCCAAGAGGCGUGGCUCGACAACCGAGGUUGGGUGUGUUCAACGGCACCACUGCUACUACUUGGGAUCCUCUUCCGCUUCCUUGCAGGAUGUUGUUUGCUGCUCUAUGUGAGUGCGCAAACGAGCGGCUGGGCACGCUUCUUUGGCCAGUCAGAGUUGGGUGCUUGGAAAUUGGCGGGCCACUUCUUCAAGCUUUUAGUAGGAUCGUUCUUGAUCAUCUUCCUCUUUGCCGAGGUCUGGAUCUUCGGAAGCCUUCAUCUGGACUUCAAGGGAGGACAUUUCGGUCGACAAGCCGUACAAGGUGGAGCAGAUGGUGUCAUCUCUCUGUGGUGA
This is a messenger RNA of Symbiodinium necroappetens, 4774 nucleotides long. Lineage: Eukaryota; Dinophyceae; Suessiales; Symbiodiniaceae. The record is from the annotation of a GenBank genome assembly.